This is a messenger RNA of Loxodonta africana (African savanna elephant), 6345 nucleotides long. RefSeq names its product KLF transcription factor 13 (gene KLF13). Gene Ontology annotation, molecular function: RNA polymerase II cis-regulatory region sequence-specific DNA binding; DNA-binding transcription factor activity, RNA polymerase II-specific. Lineage: Eukaryota; Metazoa; Chordata; Mammalia; Proboscidea; Elephantidae. The record is from RefSeq and is a predicted model, not a curated record. The transcript is spliced from 2 exons. Bases 105 to 971 code for a protein of 288 amino acids. Gene Ontology annotation, biological process: regulation of transcription by RNA polymerase II.
CGCGCCGCGCCCCCCGCCCCCACCGCCCGCUCUCCGAGGAGGCUGAGGGUGCGGAUGCGCGGCUGAGUCGGGAGGAGAAGUGCCGCCGGCCGAGCCCCGUGAGCAUGGCAGCCGCCGCCUAUGUGGACCACUUCGCCGCCGAGUGCCUCGUGUCCAUGUCCAGCCGCGCGGUCGUGCACGGGCCGCGGGAGGGGCCGGAGCCCCGGCCCGAGGGUGCGGUCGCCACCGCCGCCGCCACGCUGCCUCGCGUCGAGGAGCGCCGCGACGGCAAGGACAGCGCCUCGCUCUUCGUGGUGGCGCGGAUCCUGGCGGACCUCAACCAGCAGGCGCCGGCGCCCGCGCCGGCGGAGCGCAAAGAGGGCGCCGCGGCCCGCAAGGCGAGGACCCCCUGCCGCCUGCCGCCCGCGCCGCCCGCCCCCGAGCCCGCCUCCCCCGGCGGCGGAGGCGCGGUGGCUGCGCCCCCCAGCCCCGCUUGGAGCGAGCCUGAGCCGGGGCUAGAGCCCGAGCGGGAGCCGGAGCCCGCGGGGAGCUGCGAGCCCGGCCUCAGACAAAGGGGCCGGAGGGGCCGGAGUCGCGCCGACCUGGAGUCACCGCAGAGAAAGCACAAGUGCCACUACGCGGGCUGUGAGAAAGUUUACGGGAAAUCCUCGCACCUCAAAGCGCACCUGAGAACUCACACAGGUGAGAGGCCCUUCGCCUGCAGCUGGCAAGACUGCAACAAGAAGUUUGCGCGCUCAGACGAGCUGGCCCGGCACUUCCGCACGCACACGGGUGAGAAGAAGUUCAGCUGCCCCAUCUGCGAGAAGCGCUUCAUGCGUAGUGACCACCUGACAAAGCACGCGCGGCGCCACGCCAACUUCCACCCAGGCAUGCUGCAGAGGCGUGGCGGCGGCUCGCGGACCGGCUCCAUCAGCGACUACAGCCGCUCAGAUGCCAGCAGCCCCACUAUCAGCCCAGCCAGCUCGCCCUGAGCGCCUGCAGCUGGGCGGCUGGCCGGUGGCACCACUCGGCAGAGCCCGUCGCCUGGCUCCAAGUUCAGAUCCUGGAGUAGCACAGCCCUGCCCGCUGGGCUUCCCACUUUGAAGCCACCAGAGCUCUUGGCCCCCCCCAGGUCUGAGUGACCUUCCUCCUGUUACAGCCAUGAGCAGAUGCUCGUACUUCGUUUUGUGAGUCCUUAUCUUUUUCUUUUGUAAUAAAAGAGAACUUUACAAAAAGUCAACAACAACAAAAAAUUUUUCUUCACCUCAGGUGUCAAAUUUGUAGAAAAACAACAAAAAAUUAAAAAAAAACACCACACACAGAUUGCACAAUGGACUACCCGCGAGGUUGAAAUUCAGCGGUGUUGACCCCCUUUCUCAGGGAUGGACAUGUUUCAUAGGUCAGUGACGACGCCCUUCCUGCCGCCUUACUCUGUACAUAGAUUUGCACUCUGGAGGUUUCUCUUGGGUUCAGGAACACAGUGGGGACAGCAGAUAGACCAGUGCCAGCUGGAGUUGGGGGUCUGACCUGCAGGUCAGCUGCCCAGUCAUCCCAGAGAGUCUGUGCUUCCAUGGCCGAUUUCUGCGUGGCAGCCUGCGCCCCCUCUUCUCGCCCAGCCUCCAAACCCUGCCCUGGAGGCCCAGUUGGGCUCAGGACGCAGCCAUUUCUGAGGAAGGACACCUCAGAGGGAUGCCUUAAACCAUGACAGGCAAAAGGGACAUUCACCUGGGGAGCUGCAGCGGCAUCACCCUCUGUGGAGUCUGUCCCUCCUGCCUCCAGGACCCCCGCUCCUCGGAGCCCUCUCUGCGGCCUCACGGAGAACUAGACGCAGAGACUCAAGUCCUGUAGGGCACCAGCCGCUACUGAGGUGACGCAGCCCAGGCUGUGCCUGCCCCACGACGUCAAGGACUCGCAGGGCACGGGAGUGUGGUCCCCACAGAAGGUAAGGGGCUUUCCCUCUCCUAUGAUGCUCUGUGACUGAAAAACACAGCCUGGGAAUUCAGGUCUUCUAAAAAGAUGUGUUGUCACCUCUCCUGGUUCUGGUGCCCUGGGCAGGCUCUGCUGUGGUGGCCCCUGUCUGCAGCCAAGGCUGAGGUUGUCAGCCACGUCAUCACAGGGCUGUGUGUGGACAGCACACGCACGUGCUUGGUAUUCUGCGGAUACCGUCUGUGGCCAGAGACGGGAACCUUGUGACCUGGAGCCUUUCUGGAGUGGUGAAGCCGAUGUCAGGAAAACUCCGUCUGAGAAAGUGCUUGUUCUCCUCCAGGAAAUACCAGAUGGAAGGUGGUGGGAAGUGCUCUUAGCCACAAGUCCGGAGGUCAGACUUAGCUGACUUGUCCCCUGGACCUUCCUUCCUUCCCAUCUGCUUCUCCAGGCCAUGCCUGUGGGGGCUUAGGACUGGAGUGCCCCUCGCAGGUUCUCACUAGACGAGACAGCACAGAGUGGUCAGGACAGUUUACCGAAGCCCUGAUUGGUUCCCCAAAGCUCCUCCAUCUGCAGAACACCGGACACAGGCCUCUCAGCACUGCUUUCCAGAGGCACCUUCCCACCUCCCCUCCCAAGUGGGGGCCUUUAAGUCCAAGCCCCGAUGACAGUGUGUGUGAGUGUGUGUGUGUUUGGGAGUGGGUGCUGGCCAAACUCGGGAUGUUUUGCCAAGACCUGUACUCAUUUUGAAGAGGAAGAGCCCUUGGGCCCAGAGUGCCUUGGCUGUGUCUGUCCUUUCCCUGCACCCCACCCACAGCAUGGGGCAGUCGUAUCACAGAAGACCCCAGAGACCAAAAGCACAGCCAAGACCCGCAGCCUCCAGCGGCUGCUUCGGGCUGGCUCCAGUGUGGAUGGCACCCUCUGUGUAUGGCAAGGUUGCCCUGAGUGUCACGUGUGUGAGCAGGCACUGGCUGUGACAUGGUGGUGGCUCAGAGCAGCACUGUAGUUACUGAGUUGGGUGGUGGCAUUGUUCCUGCUGCUUGGGGAGGGAGUAGGUGGGGGAGAGGUGGAGUGCAGAGUGGGGUGACAGGUCUGCAUGCACCACGCCCAGGGGAGAGAGUGGCAUGUGCUGGAAAGACCUCAACAGAGGAGAGUGCUGGAUGCUUGGGCACCGAGAUCUUCGCACCCAGCUUCUUCAAAGUGAGCUCCGGAAGGACCCCCAGCAGUCCCUCCCAAAGCUGGCUCCCUGCCAGACGGGGAGCGCCACGCUCUGAAUGCGUCUCAUGUCUCAGGAAUUCACAUUCCAGGUUCAGGAAUUUUAUUCCAAAGUCCUUUGGUGUGAUCACCGUCCACAGGUCCCCGAAGGCAGGGGGAGGUGUCCCACAGAAGUCACAAGGCCCUCUCCCCAGGAGGGCGGGGGCUCCUUGUGAGGGCUUCACCCUUACCCCUGUCCGUGUGUAGGAAGGGAAAAGGAUCGAAACCCAGUUGGCUUGAAAUAAAGAGCUGGUUUGUUUUCCAUGGGGGUGGGGUGGGCUAGGGAAAGGGGCGUUUGCUGUUUCCAAAGAGAGCACUUAAUUUAAUUUCUCCUCUCAGUGACCCAGGGCUGUCCGUCUGACAGAUGGGAGGGUAAAGUUGCCUUAAAACAGAAAAAUGCAGGCGUGGGCUAUUUAUGGCAAAUGAGCGUCUUCAUUCCAAAGUAGCUCUCAUUAAAUGGAGGGUGCAGUCCCCUGCAGUGGCCUCACCCGGGAGAUGAGCCGGAGAUGGGCAGAGUACCCUCAGACUUGGGGCACCUGGAGGGCAUUGGCGCUGGGAACCUUGGGGCCAUUCGGCCUGGGGCUUCAGCCUGGACCUUGUGGAAUCAUCUGGAGCUGAGAUUGAUCCCACUUGAAGGGUGGAAAAAUAUGAGAAUUUCCCAGUAUGUGUCCAUCUCGGGGGUCUGUGUCAGGGGGAGCCUGAGGAAGCCACACCUGCCCAGGCCUCUGCAGGAGGCCCUCCAGAGAGAGCUCGCAGUCCCUUCUGAGCCGGAGAAUGUCUUUCCCAGCCCAGGCCUAUUUCAGGGUCUUUCACGUUAGGUUUGUGGCCAGGCCUGCUGGUCUCAGCGGGAAGAGUAACCACAGCACCUGGAGGAACAGCAGGGCAAACUCACCGUUCCUAUGGCACAGGCUUCAGUUCUAGCAGGCCGAGGGGCUGAGUUUUCCAAGCAGAGGCUGCUUGAGCAAAGUGAGAGUUCCCCUCCGGAAAAGGCCUACAGGUGACCCUGGAUGUAGUCAUCAGGGUUCAGCUUGUGACCCAAACAAUAGAGCCUCCCUUUGCAUCAGCCAUAUUAGGGAACGGUUUCGGCUACCCCAAAUGCCUACAGAAUCCUAUAGCCAUACAGGAAAACCAGAUACAACCUUUUCCACAAGGGCCUGUGGGCCUCUCCUGCUGGGUGCUCUGUGGUCCUGGGGGUCCGACCCACACUUCUGCACCUCCUGCCUGUCAGCUUCCUGAACUGUGGACCCUACCCGCUUUAUCCCAGACCACUUCUGGCAGGUGUCCCUUGGCAGGCAGGUGCACAGCUCCUUUGUUCAGCUUCCAAGGGCAACACCAGCAGCACUAGGGCCCAGACCUCACCAGCACAGACUGGUAAAGGAUGACCAGGUCCAGGUGGGGAGGGGGCAGUGGGCCUCAACAGCCCCCAGUUCACCUGCUGGGAUGUGCAGAGAGAGGGCAGUGACUUCUCAUGGCAUGUGUGAAAUGUUCGUGACUUUUCCCACCAGCCUGCUGUCUACAGAGCCCAGCCUCCUUGCUUGCAGCAGCAGGUGCUGAGCAUUGCACAGGCCCGGUGCUCACCUGAGGCCCUGUACUGUCCACCGGGCAGAGGGUCACCUAUACGGAAGCAGGGUCUGAGCAGAGCACCCCCAGUUUCUCUGUCCGAGUUUUGGCUGUGUUUACGAGGCUAGCUAGUUCUCAAUCCUGACAGGUGUCACUGAUUUAGAAAAAGUCAAAGUGCCAGCAGGUUUGAGGGGGUUGACGUGUUGUGCAUUGUGAGUCACCCCAUGUCUUGUGCUUCCCAACGCUGAGGCAGAGAUGUGGGCUGGCCACUUUUGAGUUCAGGAUUGCCCCUGGUUUCAAAGGCUUGACCUGGACAGGGCCAGAAGUUUUUUACAGAAUUUGGGUGCGCAACACGCUUACCCAAAACUCAGUGUCGUCGAGUCGAUUCCGACUCAUAGCAACCCUAUAGGACAGAGCAGAACUGCCCCAUACAGUUUCCAAGGAGCGCCUGGCGGAUUUGAACUGCUGACCCUUUGUUUAAAAGCCGUAGCACUUAACCACUAUGCCACAGCUUGCUUACUACUGAUAAAUGCCCGGGCAUCAUCCUUUAGGCUUCCCUUGGUCACCAGCCCAGCCCAUCCCUCCUCCGUUGGAUGGUUGAAUUUGGCAGGCAGUGGAGGCUUUGGGUCCAGGAGAGAAGUGGCCACACUCUUGGCUUCUGCUGACCACGCUGACAGACUGGCUUUGCAGUGCGGCCCCCUGGCCCUGCCCCUCUCUCCCCUUCUCACUGAGCUUUAAAACUACUACUAUUAUUUAAAAAUUAACAGGAUGGGGAAGCAGCCAGCCCUGCCCUGCAUGUCACACGUUCCCUGAUGGGGUGCAAGCAGCUUUCUCUCAGGCUUGGGGGGGGGGGGUCCUGUUGUCCCUGGGUCUCUUCCGAGAGGCUGUGUGGACCAGCCACUGCUCACACUGGUGUAGAAACCAGAUACACGGAGCAAACCCCAUUCCGAGCACAGCCAGCCGGACUCCAGAGGGUCCCUCCCCGGGCUGCCCUGUGACAGGAGGGGGCGUCUCCCAGACCCCAUGCUGGGGGCUGGCAUGUCAUAAGCCUAGCAUCCAUUCCCUAGGUCAGAGCAAGGGGCUCUCCCUGGGCCCCACCCCAGAGAACCCUAAGGGCAGGACUGCCCCUGUGAGGUGUCUACUGAGCAACUAUGCAUUGUGGGGGGUGGGGUUGCAAAGUUCCUCCGUGACCUUGACCGGAACUUGUCUCUGUGGGUGCGUUGAGGGAUCUCAGUCCCCCAACCUGCACAGACAACCCCUCCCCCAUCCAAAGCCAUCGAUGGGAACUUUUCUGGAAUCGUUUGCCAAGAUACAAAGGCAAAAUCCAAGGGUCCAAGACCAUUUCCAUCAAGCACAUUUUCCUUUUCUGUAGGAACUUUUUUCCUUUUUUUUUUACCCAGCACCACACCGCGUAUCCGAAGGCCACAUUUCAUGUUUUCCGGAUCACUACAGCAAAGUAUUACAGUUGUACAGUUCCCAGGAUCUGGCCUUGGCUUGCUAGGAUGAAACUUUGUAUGUAUUUUGUAUGGCAUAGAUUCUAUAUUGUAAUGAUGUCCUAUGCAAAAAGAAAACUUAACGAAAUUGUAAAUUUUAUUGUUUUAACGUGUAUGCAUGUUUAGUGAUGUUUAC